Aspergillus ruber CBS 135680 is the source of this 936-nucleotide messenger RNA. RefSeq lists its product as uncharacterized. The record is from RefSeq and is a predicted model, not a curated record. The transcript is spliced from 2 exons. Lineage: Eukaryota; Fungi; Ascomycota; Eurotiomycetes; Eurotiales; Aspergillaceae. Bases 1 to 936 code for a protein of 311 amino acids.
AUGGGCAAGACCUAUCCAUCGGGAACAAUCGCGAAGGUGGCAUAUGAUAUUCUCAACGACACGUUCUACAACAUAAUCCAUGAUGUUGUGGCAAAAGUCCACCGCGAUGAAAAGGUCGCCCGCAUGCGCUCUGCAGUAGUGGUUGCCAGACAAAAAGCCGAGGAGGAAGCUGCAAAGAAUCGUGAAGAAGUCGGUGUAAAAGCCUCUGGUUCAGUAAAGCCCUCUGGUCCUGACGCUGAGGAACAGUCCCUCAAGGAGGUUCGGGUGGAGACCGAUGCAGCUGUCUUUGAUAAUGGAAAGACAUAUCUCAAAGGGAAUCCCAUGCAAACCAUCAAGGAAAUUAUUUGUCCCGAAUGCCGAUUGCCUCGUCUGUUAUACCCGGUGACCGGUGUUGGCGCUCGUGCUGUGCCUGAUCCCGAUAGAGAGUAUUGCUCUCAGCAGCCACUGAUCCGAAAACCGGGCCAUGACGUGCACGGAAACCUAUUCGCUACGGACAAAGUGAACUCAAAGAAGAAGAAUAAGCACAACACGCCAACCUCGAGUCCGCCAGCUGAUGGUCAUGCAGCGCUUGAAGCACCCGGAUUUCCGACAACUAAAUGUCUCAAUUGUCCUCGUUACUUUGUCGUGAGUCGUGUGCAGCAACAUAUGGAUCGCUGCAUGGGAUACUCGGGCCGGAACGCCACUCGCAAUAGAGGUUCAGGGGAUACUGGCAGUGGCAGCACGCCUACUCCCACAUCAGCGGCUCCCAAGCGGCCCCUGGCGGACGAUGAUGCAACACCUUCUACUACACUGACCAAGAAAAAGAAACUAAACGCUCCUAAAAAGCUUUCAAAACCUCCUGCGGCUAGCAGCAAAUUGAAGAACGGUCUCACACCCGACGACCUAGCUGAGAACGGAGACGCUGACAUCAAAAGUGAAGCCAAUGGGGACGACUAA